AUGCGCUACUCUCUCGCCGCCAUUGCUGCCUUCGCGGCUUCCGCCUCUGCCCACGGUGUCAUCACUGAGAUCCAGGGCGCAAAUGGAGUAACCAUGCCCGGUCUCUCUGUCCAGGACGGUACUCCCCGUGAUUGCGCCACUCCCCGCUGCGGCUCUGAAGCCGACACCUCCAUCAUCCGCACCCGCGAAAUGGGCGGCAAGGCCUCCGCCCUUGGCCGCACCCAGGGUGGCGGUGCCGUCGACGCCGGCGCUGCUAUCGCCGCGUUCAUGGGUGGAUCCAGCGGCGCUGCUGCAGCUCCCGCUGCUGGAGCUGCAACUGGUGCUGGCGCUACAACUGGCGCUGGAGCCGCGACCGCAGGCGCUGCCACCACCAAGCGCCAGAACACCAAGGGAACAAAGACCCCCAAGGGCACAAAGGAAAACGCGGUUGCCGCCUCCGCCGGCGCUGGCGCAUCCUCCGGUCUCCCCACCACCGCCGACGAUGGCACAAUCACCAUGACCUUCCACCAGGUCAACCAGGACGGUGCGGGCCCUCUGACCGCAGCAAUCGAUGCGACCUCCGGCGGCACCGACCCUGCUGCCUUCCAGGACGCCAAGGUCACGCAGAACGUGCCUGGUAUCGGCAUCGGAGGCUUGUCUGCCGCCACGACCACGGAUUUCCCCGUCAAGGUGCAGAUGCCGCAGGGCAUGACGUGCUCGGGUACUGCUGGUGGCGCCUCAAACGUGUGUGUCGUCCGUCUGCAGAACAGCGCGCUUGCCGGUCCCUUUGGUGGCUCCGCUGCCUUCACCCAGAGCGCGGCUGCGAAGAAGCGCGCGGUUGAGUACAACCUCCGCAAGAGGCAUAUGGCGCGCGGUAUCCUUGGCAAGCCCGAGUAA
Paraphaeosphaeria sporulosa is the source of this 876-nucleotide messenger RNA. RefSeq lists its product as uncharacterized. Bases 1 to 876 code for a protein of 291 amino acids. The record is from RefSeq and is a predicted model, not a curated record. The transcript has 3 exons. Lineage: Eukaryota; Fungi; Ascomycota; Dothideomycetes; Pleosporales; Didymosphaeriaceae.